This is a messenger RNA of Magnusiomyces paraingens, 3015 nucleotides long. RefSeq lists its product as uncharacterized. The coding region runs from base 1 to 3015 and encodes 1004 amino acids. Lineage: Eukaryota; Fungi; Ascomycota; Dipodascomycetes; Dipodascales; Dipodascaceae. The record is from RefSeq and is a predicted model, not a curated record. The transcript is spliced from 2 exons.
AUGGAACAUCCAAACCAAAAUGGACAGCCUCCUUCGAAGAUGAGUUCAAUACCAACUCAAAAUAGUCGGGUUGGUGAAAUUAAUUAUCCUAGAUUUUUGGAGUUUGAUUGUUCUGUUAACCCAUCUGAUUUCGGUCCCUCUCAACAUCUUUUACAACAUCAAAACCCUGCAAAAGUCACUAAAAAUAAUCCUUAUACAGGUCGAUUUCGUGUUUUAAAACCACCACAACCACAAUCAUUAUCACAACGAGGAAGAGAAACAUGCGAAGCCAAAGUUUCACAAAAUUCGGAAAGAAAUACGUUGAAAGCUUUUGCUGAAUUUUACAAUUUCUCUUUAUCUCCAGGUUUAUUUAAUGAAUUAAAUCGCCACUUGCCCAACAAAGAAGAUGAUCUUUUCAAAUUUGAAAGACUUAUAGAAGAAUCCUCUUCAUCCAAGGGUUCAGCCACAUUUCUUGUGUUAAGGAUACUUGAUUUUUAUGCUACCAAAAAUUCCAGCAUGUCAGAUUGUUAUGGAAUGAUCGAAAUUAUCUCAAGAGGAAUAAAGAGAUUGGGCUUAACGGAAAAUAUACCUUCAAAAGAAGAUUUUGAGAAAUACUUGGUAGAUUAUUCCUAUUCAUCAAUUGAACCCAAUUUAUUUGGGUCCGGAUCAAAAAAAGUCCCUUUCUGUGCAAACUACUGUUGCGCUUUUACUGGAGACCACAAGAACGAUAGAAGUUGCCCUCAUUGCUUUACUACUAGGUCAGACGACAUCUCUGAUUGGUACAUUUCGCCAAUCCCUAUGAUCCGCAAGCUUUUCUUAGACCCAAAAAUUUGCGAAAUUUUCAAGUUCCCACACAAAAAGGACACCGAUUACAUUCGUGACGUUUGGGACGGAGAUUAUAUACACGAACUUGAAAGUAAAGGUAUCGGAAUCCGCUCUCAAGAAUCAGAUGCCUACGCUAAAGAGAUUGAGUUUAUUCCUCUUUUUUUUGGUCUAAUGGUCGACAGUAAUGAUGGAUUUUGGAGUGAAACAUCUGAAGUCAUGAACGCGUCUUUAGUACUGUACAAUGUUCCUAUCAAUAUGAGAGAUUCGAUCAAGCAUUUCUUCCCAGUAAUGAACUACCCUAAGAGAAAGUUUAAUAAUAAGCCUAUAAACUACUCAUCUUUUCUUCAAACCAUAGUUGAUGAUUUCAAUCGUAUGAAGCAUGGUUUUAUUGUGCGUACUGGCAACGACUCGCGCUAUGUUAUGGUAACGUGCCACUUGGUCUAUUUUAAUGGAGAUAUGACUGCUCGGCCUGAUGCAGCAGGUAUUGUUGCUCCGUCUGGAAAUUUCAGCUGCUUUAACUGUUAUAUACCUACUUCAAAGUUUGGAGGUAAACCCUCUUUUAUCAGGUUGGACCCAAAUGAUCCAAAUCGAUAUUUGCAGAAUAUUGGUGGCGAAUUUCAAGUUCGAAACAAUCAGACUUACCAACAGGACAUGAAGAACCUGAAGAACCUGCAGAACCUGCAGAAACUGAAAGCCCCGGACCUGAUAUCCACGAUUAACAAGCAAUAUACUGGCAUACGUGAAACCUCUUCUUUGCUCACACUCAAAACUAUAUCUCUUGAAGAUUCAUUUCCUCCAGAUGCUUUUAAUCUUUUGUUUGAAAAUCUUGAGCGUGAGUUUCUAGACCUCCUUUUGGGCGUUCCUUUGGGGAAUACGCUGUACCCGUGCAAGAAUUUUCCAAUGGAUCUUUUGCUAAAUAUGGAAGCCCGGGCCAUCCUUGGAAGAUUUUUUAGUUGUUUUAAUCAAGUGGGUCUUGCUUCUAAAAUGAUGGAUCGAGAGUUCAAUCUACACACGUUUUUUAGCGGGAAGAUUUAUAAUCUAGUAGAUAUUGAGCUCAAAACCAUUUUGGAAAUCUUCCCUGUUUUUGUUGUUCUUUUGGACAAUGUUAUCACUCCGAAGCAACGUACAUUUAUUCAGCUUUGCUGUGAUAUGUUUUGCGUUUUUCGUGUUUUUUACAUGGAAGCGAUUCCUCGCGAUGUUUUGAAGCAGUUGGAGCCAUGUAUCAAAGGCAUGGUAAAACGGUUUGAAGAGCUAACUACGUCAAACUACACUAAACCUUACAACUGUUGCACAUUGCCUUUGCACACACUUUUACAUAUUGUGAAGAUCGUUGAGAGAACUGGAAACCCAAGAGCUCAUUGGACUUGGAGAGCUGGGCGCAAAACCAAAAUCAUCAGGGACAAUGAUACUAAACGCAUCAGCAGAUUUAUUUCUGAGUCUUCUAAUUUAAAGAUGCAGAGAUACGGCUAUAAUGUUUUUAUGGGUGAGAUACCUGUAAUUGAAUUUGGAGAGGUCAAGCUGCAAAAGCCGUAUAUGAACCAAGAUUUCGAAUCUACUGAUAACGGUGAGCGUUCUCAUUUAAGUACAAAUACGAUUAAGGGACUUAUUGGAAAGGACACAGAGCAUUACGAGGAAUUGACUCGGUACGAUGAAUGCCUUUUUUUAGCAUCCAACAAGGUCAUUAAGUCGGGUAGUUAUGCUCGGGUGGAGUCAGACCAUAAAGACACAUUUUCGACCAUUUGCAUUGUGUUGGACUUGAUCUCUUACAAGACAGAAGAUGGGGAUCUUGUUGAGAUGGCUGUGAUUAAGAAGAUCAAAUCUUCUGGCUUAUUUCACGUUAAGGGCUCCAAAGAGAGCUUUUCAUUCACUGAGGAUGGGAUGGACCUUUUGACAUACAAUGUUGACCCUUUGACAUUUGAGCUUCCCAUGUUGGUGGAGACAUCUAAGUUGUUGAAUCCCAUUUAUUUUGUUGAUGCUGAUAUGAUGUUUCCGAAUAAUCCAGGUUCUUUUUAUCUCAAUUUUUUUUUGGAGGACAACCGGUUCGCAGGGUACACUCUUCCAUCAAAGGACAUUGUCGAGCUUUUCACAUUCGAGAAGCAAGAAAAAGUGAAUGAAGCUUACAAAGAUAUUUUUUGCGCUACACCUCCACCUCCACCGACUAGUGAAACAUUGUUGCAAAGCCGCAAUAACUUGAAGAACAUGUUAAGGUAA